AUGGACUGGUCACAAUUUCUAGACCCCCAAAUUCUCCUGGGAAUGGGCGCAUUUACACUAGGGGCAAUUAAUGCCUAUCGCAAUCGCCCACACAAUCAACGGAAUGCGACAGAUAAUGAAAUUAACGCAUAUCCAACCGCACCGGAACAUCGCAGUGAUAUAUUGACGAGACGCGAUCCUGCUGAUGUUCACCUUAUCGCUAUUGAUGGCUUUAUUGAAAGCAAUGAUUAA
Molecule: messenger RNA, 231 nt
Organism: Rodentolepis nana
Lineage: Eukaryota; Metazoa; Platyhelminthes; Cestoda; Cyclophyllidea; Hymenolepididae
Source: the annotation of a GenBank genome assembly